AGCUGCGUAGUAGCGAUACUUGUAUGUGAAUAUCAAUGUGUGUAAGUAUGCGUGUGCGCGACGUCUCGAAACAAAGGAAUGUAAUCUGUUCAGUUAGCGGUCUGGUAUGGAAGAAGAAAUUCCAUUGGGCGAUUUAACAAAACAAUGGAGAAGAAUCGUUAGAAUAAUCAUCGCUCCUCAAAGCAAAGGCAUUUCUCGUGAAGAAAAUGUGCAGUUCCAGGGAUGAGACAGAACGGUUCAACGUGGAAAAAGAGAGCGUUCGCUCGUCGACGAGACGGAAGAGUGGGUGGAGGAGGCAGUGGCCAAGGGGGUGGUAUAGAAAGGUUGGUUGGAAAACCGGUGGCGCGAGCCUGCAGACAGCUCUCAGCGCGGAAGGAAAAUAGCCGAUACCGUUAGAAGGGAAAACCAAGAAGAAAAGAGAAAAUAGACGAGGGGGCAAGGGGUGCAAUGGUAAAGAAAAAGAGAAUGUUGGAUGUUACCGGGCAACGGGAAUAGCCGUGGAAUGACGCUGAUCAAUUUUUCGCUUUGGUGUCUGGGAAGCUGGACCGUGAACCGAUUCCGCAUCGUUUCUGCUGAGAUUUAUUCCCAGUUGUCAUGAAAUAAAAAUAAAUCAGAAUUCCCAACUAUUUGAUGUAUUUGACAAUCGGUUGACGCCCGAGAUGUAUAAAAUUUGUUUUUCCACGAGAUGACUUUUAAUUGGAAAAACGUAAGAUAAUAGAGGAACUGGAAAAAUGUCAUUUCCAUAGAAAAAUAAUAAUUGCAUAUGCAUAUGCAUAUGCAUAAUGCAUAUUCCGUAUUGAAAAUGUACAUUUACAAAUGUUCGCAUUUUAAACAAUUUUGAACAUUUAAAAUUUUUCAUAAAGCUACACUAUAUUUAAAUUUCAUUUAAAUGUAGUGGCUUACAAUAUUCAAGUAAAAUUACUUGACAUUUUGAUGAACGUCGAGUUACAGAAUAUUUGAACGCAAUUAUGAAAAUAUACAGUUACAAAAUAUCCCUUAGUUGAAUUGUAUUUGUGAAUUCAUCACGGGGGGCCCGGUCAUUGUUUACAUGCAACAGGAUACCUGAGAGACAGUAUUAUCCUAAAUUCUGGAUUAGCAAUUCUGAGCUUAUCACUCUGUCAUCUCGUAAUUUGUCUAACCUUGACUAGAUCGAAGAAGUUGAUAGAAAAAUUCUUUAAGAUUAUUGCGAGGCGAGAGAAAAAUUAUUCGAGAAAUAAGACGAAGUCCAGGAAAAUGAAGCAAAUACGAAAACAACGUCAACUUGCCCUAAAAAAUUUAUUUAUAAAAAUAGUUUUCCAAGAACACAAUAUUUAUUGGAGAAAGAAAACAGUUAAAUCGAAUGGACGAUCAGGUGUGCGAGAAAUAAUACAAGAUACAAAAAGAAUAUUCCAAGAUCAUUCCAGAUUAUUCCAAAUAUUCCAGACUCACUGCAAGAUGUUAUUUGUAUAAAGUAAUAAAAUUGUAUUAGGGGCAUACACGUUUUUAUGGGCUCUACGUUACUGCUCUAAGUUAUUCAACGAUAAGAGGAUUAGUGAAAAGUUUUGUACAGCCUAUUGUCUGGGAAAUUCUAAGCGAUGACUACUUUGUCCCCUCAGGCCCCAAUUGCAGUAGAUCGAGUGUGGUCGACAACGCCCCCAAAAGGCAAAAGGGUUUACCUUCGGAAAAUCGAUGGUUCUGAUUGGUUGGGCCCGAUGGGCAGCUAGAAACUAUAAAUUGGCAAGAAAUACUUCGACUUUAUUCAGUAGUGCCUAAAACUUUACCUAGUGAAGAUUUCAAGUAAACUAAGUAGAGAACUAGUCGAAAAAUAGUUGCCAUUUCGAAGACAUCAGCAAAGCAAGGGAGAUGAACAAUUAUCCAUCGGAGAAUAACAUGGCCGGCAACAACUCGCCUAUGUCGUCGAGGAGCAUCGAAUCUUCAUCCGUUUCGCCUGCAUCCAGCUACAAUAACGAUUACUACGCUACAUACCAGAAUAGCUUGCCUGUAUACUAUAACGGACAAAUCUUGUGGGAGAUGAACGGGCGCAGGAACGAUAUGUGGAUGAACGAAGGACGAAUGGAAUACAUGCAGCAUAUACAGGCAACAACGCAACAGAGACCGGGAAUAACGCAACAGGCACCGGCAAUAAUGCAACAGGCACCGGCAAUAAUGCAGCAGGCACCGGCAAUAAUGCAGCAAGCACCGGCAAUAAUGCAGCAGGCUCCGGCAAUAGUGCAACAGGCACCGGAAAUAAUGCAACGGGCACCGGCAAUAGUGCAACAGGCACCGGCAAUAGUGCAACAGGCACCGGCAAUAAUGCAGCAGGCACCGGCAAUAAUGCAGCAGGCACCGGCAAUAGUGCAACAGGCACCGGAAAUAAUGCAACGGGCACCGGCAAUAGUGCAACAGGCACCGGCAAUAAUGCAGCAGGCACCGGCGAUAGUGCAACAGAUACCGGCAACAAUGCAACGGGCACAGGCAACGACGCAACAGGCACAGGCAACGACGCAACGGGCACAGGCAACGAUGCAACAGGCACAGGCAACGAUGCAACAGGCACAGGCAACAGAGCAGCGCAGUGGAGUUCCUACUGUAGCAAGGAGGAAUUUGUCAUCAGCCAAAGAACAAAAAAGAAAAACGACUAAACGUUCCCGAACGGCAUACACCAGUGCGCAAUUAGUUGUGUUGGAGAAAGAAUUUAACGGUAUGCAUUACCUGUGUCGUCCACGACGUAUUGAAAUGGCAGCAUCACUCUCCUUAACUGAAAGACAAAUCAAAAUCUGGUUCCAAAAUCGCAGAAUGAAGCAUAAAAAGGAUCAGGUUUCAAAAGCUGAAUCCAAUGUCGAAUCUGCGAUUUCCACGGCUGCCUUUUCAAACAAUAUGACCAAUAGCGCACCGAUCGCCAAUUGGAACGUUGCAAACUUAGCGACGAAUAAUAUUACGCACGCGUAUACGACUAACGCCGCAACCAUUCCACAAGCACAACCAAGAUCAUCUUGCAUGUUCAAUAAUCCCCCCCAAUAUGGCAGUCAACAUAUAUACGUUCCUGAGAGCGCGGUUUACUACUCUAAUCAAGGUUUGUCAACACAACGUCAGUUGCCAGACCGAUAUCUCAACAACAUACAUCAACCAUACAAUUAUACGAUGUACAAUGCACAACCGCGAUACGAAAGUCAAAUGCAACAUCCACAGCCAGAAAAUGCAAAUCAUAUACAACAAUGUUCGUAUAUGGUUCCAAUGGAGAACGCGCAUCAGUAUCAUUACAAUGUGGAUAACAACGUUCAACAGCAACCGGUGGAACAGCAACCGGUGGAACAGCAACCGGUGGAAAUGCCAGACGUAAACAAUCAUAUGCAGGCUAGUACGUCCAAUGCAUCAAAUUCUGCAGAAGCGGGUUUAAGUUUGGAGGAUGUGAUUCGCAGCAGUCUGGCGGAUCUUACAGAUUUAUUAGAUUUGUGAAUUAUGUAAAUAUAUAUAAAAGGACUUAUAUGUAAGGACUUUCGAUUUCAUAAAUUUAGUAAAUUUCUGAAUUAUGUAAAUAGGUAGACAAAUUUGUAAAUUAUGUAAAUUUAUAAAUAAAUUUGUACAUUAUUUCAAUUUUAA
Bombus terrestris (buff-tailed bumblebee) is the source of this 3579-nucleotide messenger RNA. RefSeq names its product homeobox protein Hox-A3. The transcript is spliced from 4 exons. Gene Ontology annotation, biological process: regulation of transcription by RNA polymerase II. Gene Ontology annotation, cellular component: nucleus. Bases 1843 to 3435 code for a protein of 530 amino acids. Gene Ontology annotation, molecular function: RNA polymerase II cis-regulatory region sequence-specific DNA binding; DNA-binding transcription factor activity, RNA polymerase II-specific. The record is from RefSeq and is a predicted model, not a curated record. NCBI's taxonomy places the organism in Eukaryota, Metazoa, Arthropoda, Insecta, Hymenoptera, Apidae.